UCCGCGCCACAUUACACCGUUUGUUCCGCGUCUCCGCCGCGCUCUGAUCUCACACACACCGACAAACAGAGACGCGAAGAAACACAACAAAAGCGCGCAGAAGAGCAGAGCACGCGCGACGCGGGGAGAGGGACGGGGGAAGGGUUCGGAAGCGACCGGGCAUUUCUCCCGUGAGCGGAAGGAGAUGGACGAGACGUCGCGGUCACACUGAAGCGCAGAAACACAGAAACAAUCAAAUCGAUGAAAAACCGCGGCGGAGCUCCAGCGCGAGGAAUCCGAAUCACAGACGCGCGCGGCCGGAGCGAUGCGAGCGGCGCGGCGCGGCUAAGCGUUGAAGAUGGGUGCCGUGCUACAGAGUCUCUUACUGUGCACUUUGUGUUUGCAGAUUCGCGGCCUGCCGCUGCUCUUGUAUGCGAACCGAAGGGACUUGCGUCUGGUGGACGCGGCUCGGGGUCGAGGGAACGCCUCGGUGCUGGUCAGCGGUCUGGAGGACGCGGCGGCUGUGGAUUAUGUUUACGAGCAGGGACUGAUUUACUGGAGCGACGUGAGCGAGGAGGCCAUCAAACGCACACUGUUUAACGGGUCAGCGCCCAGCGGGCUCCAGAGUACGGUCGUGUCCGGUCUGGCCUCUCCGGACGGCCUGGCCUGUGACUGGAUGGGGAACAAGCUCUACUGGACCGACUCAGAGACCAACCGGAUCGAAGUAGCGGAGCUGGACGGGACAAACAGGAAGGUGUUGUUCUGGCAGGAUCUGGACCAGCCGAGGGCCAUCGCUCUGGACCCCAACCGAGGGUACAUGUUUUGGACUGAUUGGGGUGAGAUCCCGAAGAUCGAGCGCGCUGGGAUGGACGGGACGCAUCGCUCGGUCAUCAUCGACUCGGAGAUCUACUGGCCCAACGGCCUGACGCUGGACUACGAGCUGAAGAAACUCUACUGGGCCGACGCCAAGUUCAGCUUCAUCCACCGCUCCGAGCUGGACGGAUCACACAGGGAGGUGGUGGUGAAGGGCUCGCUGCCGCACCCGUUCGCACUGACGCUGUACGAGGACACACUCUUCUGGACGGACUGGAACACACACUCCAUCCACGCCUGCCUCAAACACACCGGAGAGAACAGCCACGAGAUACACACCAACAUCUUCUCACCCAUGGACCUACACGUCUACAGCCAGAAGCGCCAGCCGCUGGAUGUGACGAGUCCCUGUGCGCUGAAGAAUGGAGGAUGUUCUCAUCUGUGUCUGCUGUCUCCGGUCAAACCUUAUUACCAGUGCGCCUGUCCAACCGGCGUCCAGCUGCUGGACGACAACCAGACCUGCAGAGACGGUGCCUCUCAGCUGCUGCUGCUGGCGCGGCGCACAGACCUGCGGCGGAUCUCUCUGGACACGCCGGACUUCACCGACAUCGUGCUGCAGACCGACGACAUCCGACACGCCAUCGCCAUCGACUACGACCCGGUGGAGGGUCACAUCUACUGGACGGACGACGAGGUGCAGGCCAUCCGCAGGUCCUUCCUGGACGGCAGCGAGGCUCAGUUCCUGGUGACCUCACAGGUCAGUCAUCCGGACGGGAUCGCCGUGGACUGGAUCGCACGGAAUCUGUACUGGACGGACACCGGCACGGACCGCAUCGAGGUGACCCGUCUGAACGGCUCCAUGAGGAAGAUCCUGAUCUCGGAGGAUCUGGACGAGCCCAGGGCCCUCGCUCUGGACCCUGUCUCCGGGUUCAUGUACUGGACAGACUGGGGUGAAGUGCCGAAGAUCGAGCGGGCGGCUCUGGACGGGACGGAGCGUCUGGUGCUGGUCAACACGUCUCUGGGAUGGCCCAACGGACUGGCGCUGGACUACAGCCAGAGGAAGAUCUACUGGGGAGACGCCAAGACCGACGUCAUCGAGGUGAUGGAGAUGGACGGAUCGGGUCGGAGGGUGUUGGUGGAUGAUAACCUGCCGCACAUCUUCGGCUUCACGCUGCUGGGCGACUACAUCUACUGGACGGACUGGCAGCGGCGCAGCAUCGAGCGCGUGCACAAACUCAGCCUGGAGCGCGAGGUGAUCGUCGACCAGCUGCCUGACCUCAUGGGGAUCAAGGCCACACACGUCCACCAGACCUUCGGUGUGAACCCGUGUGCGCACGCUAACGGCGGCUGCAGUCACCUGUGUCUCUAUAAGCCGCAGGGCGUGUCGUGUGCGUGUCCCAUCGGUCUGGAGCUCAUGGCCGAUCUGAGCACCUGCAUCAUCCCUGAGGCCUUCCUGCUGUUCUCCCGCCACACGGACAUCAGGCGCAUCUCGCUGGAGACCAACAACAACAACGUAGCCAUUCCUCUCACCGGCGUCAAAGAAGCGUCCGCACUCGACUUCGACAUCACUGACAACCGCAUCUACUGGACCGAUAUUACACUGAAGACCAUCAGUCGUGCGUUCAUGAACGGCAGCGCUCUGGAGCACGUGGUGGAGUUCGGUCUGGACUAUCCCGAGGGAAUGGCUGUGGACUGGCUGGGAAAGAACCUGUACUGGGCCGACACCGGGACCAACCGCAUCGAGGUGGCCAAACUGGACGGGCAGCACAGACAGGUUCUGGUGUGGAAGGAUCUGGACAGCCCUCGAGCACUGGCACUGGACCCAGCCGAGGGCUUCAUGUACUGGACGGAGUGGGGUGGACAUCCGAAGAUCGACCGCUCAGCCAUGGACGGAUCUGGACGCAUCACUCUGGUGCCGAACGUGGGUCGAGCGAACGGACUGACCAUCGAUUAUGCCGAGCGCCGGCUGUACUGGACAGACCUGGACACCACGCUGAUCGAGUCCUCCAACAUGAUGGGUCUGGAGCGUGAGGUCAUCGCUGACGAUCUGCCGCAUCCGUUCGGACUCACACAGUACCAGGACUACAUCUACUGGACCGACUGGAGCCAGCGCAGCAUCGAACGAGCCAACAAGACCAGCGGACAGAACCGCACCGUCAUACAGGGACACCUGGACUACGUCAUGGACAUCCUGGUGUUCCACUCGUCCAGACAGAGCGGCUGGAACGCCUGCGCCUCCACCAACGGACACUGCUCACACCUGUGUCUCGCUGUUCCUGUCAGCAGCUUCAGGUGCGGCUGCCCUGCACACUACUCCCUCAACCAGGACAACAAGACCUGCAGCGCGCCCACAUCCUUCCUGCUGUUCAGUCAGAAGACGGCCAUCAAUCGUAUGGUCAUGGACGAGCUGCAGAGUCCUGACAUCAUGCUGCCCAUCCACAGCCUGAGAAACGUGCGCUCCAUCGACUACGACCCGCUCGAGCGCCAGCUGUACUGGAUCGACUCCAAGCAGAACGCCAUCCGCCGCGCGCAGCAGGACGGGAACCAGAGCGUGACGGUGGUGUCCGGCGCGAGCCUCGGCCUGCAGCCCUUCGACCUCAGCAUCGACGUCUACAGCCGCUUCAUCUACUGGACCAGCGAACUGACCAACGUCAUCAACGUGACGCGCACAGACGGCUCCCGGGUCGGAGUGGUGCUGCGCGGGGAACACGACCGACCGCGCGCCAUCGUGGUCAAUCCUGAGCGAGGGUACAUGUACUUCACUAAUCUGCAGGAGCGCUCCCCGAAGAUCGAGCGCGCCGCUCUGGACGGGACGGAGCGCGAGGUGCUGUUCUUCAGUAAUCUGGGGAAGCCGGUCGCUCUGGCCGUCGACAACGAGCUGGGAAAACUCUUCUGGGCCGACAUGGACCUGAGGCGCAUCGAGAGCAGCGACCUGUCCGGAGCCAAUCGGAUCGUGAUCGAGGACUCCAACAUCCUGCAGCCGGUGGGUCUGACGGUGUUCGGGAACUUCCUGUACUGGAUCGACCGGCAGCAGCAGAUGAUCGAGCGCAUCCAUAAGAUCACACAUGAGGGACGCACCAAGAUCCAGGCGCGCAUCGCCUCUCUGAGCGACAUCCACGCCGUCCGCCAGCUCCACAUGGACGAGUACAAUAAACACCCCUGCACCUCUGAGAACGGCGGCUGCUCACACAUCUGCAUCGUGAAGGGAGACGGAUCGACGCGCUGCUCCUGUCCCGUUCACCUGGUGCUGCUGCAGGACGAGCUCUCCUGCGGAGAGCCGCCCACGUGUUCUCCGGAGCAGUUCUCGUGUGUGUCCGGCGAGGUGGACUGCAUCCCUCAGGCCUGGCGCUGCGACGGCUUCUCUGAGUGUGACGACGGCAGUGACGAGCGAGACUGUCCCGUCUGCUCCGAACACCAGUUCCAGUGCGACAGCAAGCAGUGUGUGGACGUUACUCUGCGCUGCAACGGAGAGAUCGACUGCCAGGACCGAUCCGACGAGAACCAGUGUGAAGUGCUCUGUCCCGUGGAUCAGUUCACCUGCACCGACGGCCAGUGCAUCGGGCGGCACAAGAAGUGUGACCACAACACGGACUGCACGGACAACUCUGACGAGAUCGGCUGCUACGCCACAGAAGAGCCGUCCUUCUCUCCCUCGAACACCAUCGGCUCUAUCGUGGGGGUGGUGAUGGUGCUGUUCGUGGUGGGGGCCGUGUAUUUCGUGUGCCAGCGUGUCCUGUGUCCUCAGAUGAAGGACGACGGCGAGACCAUGACCAAUGACUUCGUGGUGCACGGGCCGGCGCCGGUGCCUCUGGGAUACGUGCCUCACCCCGGCUCUCUGACCGGCUCGCUGCCAGGCAUGUCUCGUGGGAAGUCGGUCAUCGGCUCGCUGAGCAUCAUGGGAGGCAGCAGCGGUCCUCCGUAUGACCGAGCACAUGUGACCGGAGCCUCGUCCAGCAGCUCGUCCAGCAGCAAGGGCACAUUCUUCCCUCCGAUCCUGAAUCCCCCCCCGUCUCCCGCCACAGUGAGGUCACAGUACACGAUGGAGUUCGGUUACUCCUCGAACAGUCCGUCGACGCACCGAUCGUACAGCUACAGACCGUACAGUUACCGUCACUUCGCCCCCCCGACGACGCCCUGCAGCACAGACGUGUGUGACAGCGACUACACCCCGGGCCGAAGAGCUCCGCACGCGUCCAGCGCCGCGGUCAAGGGCUACACGAGUGACCUGAACUACGACUCUGAGCCGCUGCCGCCGCCGCCCACCCCUCGGAGCCAGUACCUGUCUGCAGAGGAGAACUGUGAGAGCUGCCCACCCUCGCCCUUCACAGAGCGCAGCUACUCACACCACCUGUACCCACCUCCACCCUCGCCCUGCACAGACUCGUCCUGAGCCCGCCCACUGCUGCAUAAGCCCCGCCCUCUACAGACUCGUCCUGAGCCCCGCCCACCGCUGCGUAAGCCCCGCCCUGCACGGAUUUAACCUGAGCCACGCCCACUGCUGUGUAAGCCCCGCCCCACACGCAUUGAGUCACUCCUACCACAGUGGAAGCCUUGCCAUGAGCCCCGCCCUCGACUUCACAAAGCCCCACCCUUCAUGUAUUUGUCCUGUGCCCCGCCUACCACCACUUAAAGCCCCACCCACCCCACAGUAAGCACCGCCUACACUGACUAGUUCCGAGCCCCCCUGCAUACGCUGAAAAAAAUAUAUAUUAAUAAUUUUGUCUUGUUUUCUGUUAUAAACAUAAAAAAAAAAAAAAAAAUUUGAAUCAAGAUGCAUUUACUUUACAAAAAAUUAUCUUAAUUCAAAGGCCAAACAAGAUUACUUUUCUUGGUGCAUUGGCAGAUAUUUUUGCUUGUUUUAAGCAAACACUAACUCAAUUUUUCUACUUUUUUCAGAAAACAAGACUGAAUAUCUUAAGCCACUGAUUCAAGAUUGUUUAGAUGUUUAUACUAGAAAACGACAAACAUAUCAAGAAAAUCUGUUUUUGAAGUGUAAGCCCCGCCCACCAUGUAAGCCCCGCCCAUGGCAUCCGUGUACACAUCUGAUGGCGUGAUGACUCUGACACGUGGGUGUCUGUCUCGGUCUGGAGGCUCUCUGUACAUUUAAAAGAAAAAGAAAGCAUAUUUAUAUAUUUUCUAUACAGUGUUUAUUGGUUAUGCCAUAGAGCUUUGUAUUAAAAGAAAUUUGUAAAAAAAAAAAAAAAAUUUUUAAAGAGAAAAUUUUAUUAAAUCCACACUGACGUGAUGCGUUGCCUUAAUCCAGGAGUUUAGAAUCAAACGUGUUCAUGCCAAAUAGAUGGAGCGGCCCGUCGCCCCCUGCAGGCUCGGAGCAGCAGCACACUGUGACCUGAAACUCAAUGAUGGUACUCAUAUUUUUCUACUAUUUUUGUAUUGGAGACGUCACAGAUGCGGACGAACUUCAGCGGCGCUUUAGGAAACGAGCAGGAAGUGAUGCGAUCCGCACUGCUCACAAUCACGGACCACUUCUCGUGCCUGACCGCUUUUUACAAGACGCUUGGAACCAUUUUUCACUUUUUUUAAAUCUCAGUGCCCACAAAAGGUCAAUUAUUUUUGUACCAUAUACUGUGUAGAUACUGUAUUUAUAAGCUAUAAAGAAGAAUCUUCAUCAUCCUCAUCCUCAUGUCCUUGCAGUUCUGCUGUCUUGUUACGCCCCGCCAGUGAGUGUGUGUGUGUGUGUGUGUAAGUGUGCAAGUUCCUCUAGUGUCUACAGCUGUUAAGUUUCCCAUAAUGCAUCUGUUUCUGUGUAGCACUUCUUCUUGAGCUUUUAUAAAGGGAGACUCACCAGCACAAACUUCCUGUAUUACCCAGCAUGCAUCAGUCCUAAUUGUGUUGGUGUGUGUCACACGCUGCCUUCAGAUCGUCUCCAUGUUCACGAAAGCAGCUUCAGUUCAGUCACAGAUGUGUGUCAGAAACAGCUUUUCCAAAUCUCUCAUGUCCCAAACCUCCCUUUAAUUUCCCGAUCUCCAAGGGCUUCUGGGUAAUGCCAUGUUUUUAGUUCCUUUAUGAUUCUGCUCACACCAGCGUUUCCAUUUUCUUAACUGCACUUUACAGGACCGGUUCAGAUUGUGUGUGUGUGUGUGUGUGUGUGAGGAUCCGUGUACAGGAAGCAGCCGGUGGUCACUGUCAGUUAGACUCAUCAGUGCAGUGUUCGUGGCAGAGUUUGACCUCUGACCCCGUGUGCUGGAGUUGUAGGGAAAUGUCUAAAGCACUUUGAAAGAGUGAGCCGAUUAAUUCACUACAGAAUCACUUUAAAUGUUUCACUUUCAUAACUGCAGGUUUUGGUCAUUGUUGCUGGUUUUUAGUUCCCAUGGUGCUUUGCGAGGAUGUGUUCACAGAUGACCAACAUUUGGUUUCUCAUCAGUCAUGUUUCACUCACUCAAUGCUUUCAUGUAAAACAUUGUACAAACCGGAUGUGUACAGCUUCAGUUGCGUCUCGAAGCUGAUGUGACAAAUGAAAUUCUUUUUUUUUUCUUUUUUUUAAUAAAACUGAGUGAACUUUUCA
This is a messenger RNA of Carassius gibelio (silver crucian carp), 7315 nucleotides long. Its product is annotated as low-density lipoprotein receptor-related protein 6-like. Gene Ontology annotation, molecular function: Wnt-protein binding; Wnt receptor activity. The coding region runs from base 338 to 5182 and encodes 1614 amino acids. The transcript is spliced from 23 exons. The record is from RefSeq and is a predicted model, not a curated record. Gene Ontology annotation, biological process: receptor-mediated endocytosis involved in cholesterol transport; chemical synaptic transmission; Wnt signaling pathway involved in somitogenesis. NCBI's taxonomy places the organism in Eukaryota, Metazoa, Chordata, Actinopteri, Cypriniformes, Cyprinidae.